AUGGACCUUGGAAAGAGAGGAAGAAUCCACCACAACAUGAGACUCACCUGCACUCUGCUAAUCAUGGGAGCAUUCUGUGUGAUGCCUUUCCUCUGCCACAGCCAGAUUGACCCACUAGCUCUUGGGCGAGCAGACCCCCACUGCUGGGAAUCCUCCUCAGCUCUUUUACUGGAGAUGAGGAAGCCUCGCAUUUCCGAUUCUGUCAGUGGCUUUUGGGACUUCAUGAUCUUCUUGAAAUCAUCAGAGAACUUGAAACACGGGGCUCUGUUCUGGGACCUGGCUCAGCUCUUCUGGGAUAUCUAUGUGGACUGCGUGCUCUCCAGAACCCAUGGCCUAGGAAGAAGGCAGCUAGCAGACACAGAACAGAAGAUUGCUACUCUACAUUCCCAGUUCAUGGGGAGAAACCAAGGGAUAUUUCCUCAUAUUCAGAGGUCACCAGCUCUGAAGAAGAAAGGCUCAUUUGAAGAUUUAAAUAUUCGUGAGCAUAAGAAGAAAUCUGCAUUACUUGGAAGAAUCAUUGGACAGCUAGGGAAGAAGAGGGAACUACACAUUUAG
This is a messenger RNA of Dryobates pubescens (Downy woodpecker), 555 nucleotides long. It is a transcript of the gene FAM237A, whose product is annotated as family with sequence similarity 237 member A. The transcript has 2 exons. Bases 1 to 555 code for a protein of 184 amino acids. The record is from RefSeq and is a predicted model, not a curated record. NCBI's taxonomy places the organism in Eukaryota, Metazoa, Chordata, Aves, Piciformes, Picidae.